This is a messenger RNA of Pseudocercospora fijiensis CIRAD86, 522 nucleotides long. RefSeq lists its product as uncharacterized. Gene Ontology annotation, biological process: vacuolar protein processing. Gene Ontology annotation, cellular component: intracellular membrane-bounded organelle. Bases 1 to 522 code for a protein of 173 amino acids. Lineage: Eukaryota; Fungi; Ascomycota; Dothideomycetes; Mycosphaerellales; Mycosphaerellaceae. The transcript has 2 exons. The record is from RefSeq and is a predicted model, not a curated record.
AUGGCGCAAAAAGCCGCCAAAACGCAGGCCGCUCGCAACACUCAGACCCUCAAUCGCACCCACUCUAUCGCAUUGGGAGUCAACGUCCUCUUCCUACUGUUGAAGUACAUCCUCCGCCGGCAACGAUCGCUCACCCUGUAUCUCAUUCUCAAUGCUCCCGCGCUCCUGAUUGAGUUCUGGUUUGAACGCAUCGGCCGACCCACCUUCGUCGAUGGCGAGCUCAAGCGCGCUGGAGAGGAUCUGGAGUCCAAGGGUCUCACAGAGUGGAUGUGGGAUGUCACAUACUGGACCUGGAUCUGCGUCGGCGCAGUGAGUCUCUUUGGCGAUUGGGCUUGGUGGCUGUGGGCCAUCGUGCCGCUGUACUCCGUCUACCUUGCCUGGACCACCUACACAGGCGUCAGAGGAGGCAUGGGCGGACUUAUGGGAGCCGACAACCAGCAAGCUGCAGGUGGUGCGGCUGGCCAGAGUAAGAGACAGGCGAAGUUGGAAAAGAGAGGUGGGCAGAAGGUGCAGUACCGAUGA